UCAGUCAUGAGGUCACUUCCUGCGGGUGUGAGCUCCAUGGCUCUGCUUUGUAUGGACAUGGUGGGGGAUUCUUGACAGCGGCAGCGCGGUUGGGAAACAAACGAGGACGCGGUUAGGGUCGGGGACCGUUUCUCUUUCUCCGUCCUCGCUCGGAUUGGGCUGUCUAUUGAAAGUCUGAUGAGUGAGAGUGCCGGCAGCCCGCUCCUCCACCGCAAUGGUCGACAUGGAGAGCCACUACCAUCCCCCUUCGCCCCUGGAAGACUCGGUGUUAGGCAGCCCCCUGUGCACCGAUGACGACUUCAUGGGCGGCAUGGAGGAGCUCCAGGACAUCUCUCAGUCUGUUGACAACGAUGCCCUUAGCUCCUUUGAUGUCCCCGAAUACCAGUCCUCCAGCAAUGGCUCUGAAGGUUCAACUGUUCUAGGGUUUUUUUCGUCGAACAAUUCGUCUGAAGCUGGAGUAUGACAAGUGUGAGCGCCGCUGCAAGAUCCAAAAGAAGAACCGCAACAAGUGCCAAUACUGCCGCUUCCAGAAGUGCCUGUCGGUGGGCAUGUCCCACAACGCUAUCCGUUUUGGCCGGAUGCCCCAGUCAGAGAAGCUAAAGCUGAAGGCAGAGAUGGUAACGGGGGACAGGGAAGUGGAAGACCCCCAGCUAGCCGACCAGAAGACGCUGGCCAGGCAGAUUUAUGAGGCCUACCUCAAGAACUUCAACAUGAACAAGGCCAAGGCUCGAACCAUUCUCACUGGAAAGACCAGCACCCCUGUACGUUGAUUCAGAGUAGUGUGGGUUGGUGAGUG
This is a messenger RNA of Morone saxatilis (striped sea-bass), 796 nucleotides long. RefSeq names its product peroxisome proliferator-activated receptor alpha-like. Gene Ontology annotation, cellular component: nucleus. Gene Ontology annotation, biological process: cell differentiation; positive regulation of transcription by RNA polymerase II; regulation of lipid metabolic process. The record is from RefSeq and is a predicted model, not a curated record. Gene Ontology annotation, molecular function: nuclear receptor activity; zinc ion binding; RNA polymerase II cis-regulatory region sequence-specific DNA binding. Lineage: Eukaryota; Metazoa; Chordata; Actinopteri; Moronidae.